Messenger RNA from Colletotrichum navitas, 165 nucleotides. RefSeq lists its product as uncharacterized. The annotation marks the transcript as partial. The record is from RefSeq and is a predicted model, not a curated record. The transcript has a single exon. Lineage: Eukaryota; Fungi; Ascomycota; Sordariomycetes; Glomerellales; Glomerellaceae.
GUGGGCGGCGCAAGCGUGUUUGUAGUGUCUGAUUGGACGGCCAGCCGAACCGUCUCCACUCUUGAACACGCCAAAUGUCUGAUAGUGGAGCCGUCCACCGAGCAGCAGCUGGAAAGGAAAGUGCAAUCAGGCCAAAGAAGCCCGGAGGCCCGUACACUACACUAA